This is a messenger RNA of Thlaspi arvense, 1068 nucleotides long. Lineage: Eukaryota; Viridiplantae; Streptophyta; Magnoliopsida; Brassicales; Brassicaceae. The record is from the annotation of a GenBank genome assembly.
AUGGGGAGCACAAGCACGAGCUCUGCUGCUCUAAUCCACCAUUUCCGGCUCACCAGUCGCAACUUGGGUUCGCCAGGGAAGCGUCCUUACACUGUGAAUUUCUGCAAUUCGUGGAGGGAAACUGGACUCCGAUACGGUGUGACGCGACGACGCUGGAGCAAAGGCUCAGGCCCGGUGGUUCGCUUGGCAGCUCUGAAAGAAGAUUCUGGCGAUUCACCAGCGGAGACCACUCCUGGCGUUGGCUCUGCUGUAGAAGACAGACCAGGUAUUAAAACUCCAGCUGUGGAAGAUUCAUCCUUUGAGCAAGAUGAAAAGGCGAGUUCGAUCUAUGAGUUUCUGUAUCCCCGUAAAGAAGAGCUCCCUGAUGACAAAGAGAUGACUAUAUUCGACCACCUGGAGGAGCUCCGGGAGAGAAUAUUCGUCUCGGUUUUGGCUGUGGGAGCUGCAAUCACGGGAUGCUUCGCCUUCUCCAAAGACCUAAUCAUAUUUCUUGAAGCUCCUGUCAAAACUCAGGGUGUACGAUUUCUGCAGCUAGCUCCAGGCGAAUUUUUCUUCACAACUUUAAAGGUCUCGGGUUAUUGUGGGCUUCUACUAGGGAGCCCAGUGAUCCUGUAUGAGAUUAUAGCUUUUGUACUUCCUGGUCUGACACGAGCUGAGAGAAGGUUCCUGGGACCAAUAGUGUUUGGUUCCUCGUUGCUGUUCUAUGCUGGACUUGCCUUCUCCUACUGGGUCUUAACCCCUGCAGCCUUGAAUUUCUUUGUGAAUUACGCAGAAGGGGUGGUGGAAUCUCUGUGGUCUAUCGACCAGUACUUUGAGUUUGUGCUAGUGCUCAUGUUCAGCACUGGCCUGUCUUUCCAGGUUCCAGUAAUCCAGUUACUCCUAGGACAAGUAGGUGUGGUGUCGGGAGAUCAAAUGCUUUCGAUUUGGAGAUAUGUGGUGGUGGGUGCUGUAGUUGCAGCAGCUGUACUCACGCCUUCGACAGACCCUGUUACUCAGAUGCUCCUAGCAACGCCGCUUCUGGGGUUAUACUUGGGUGGUGCAUGGAUGGUCAAGCUCACAGGUCGGUGA